AACCCGGGACACUGCGUCUGUACUUCCAAUCGUUCGGAUCUAAAUUUAAACGACCUCGCGAUGCGCCCGCGCAGUACCAAACGCCGCGCAAAACGCGAACGUAGCACAUAUUAUAAUUUUCGAAUCGAAUUAACGAAAGGGACCACCUAAAUAAUAAUGUUAUUGUGAUGUGAAGCGACCAUGAAGUUUUCUAUAGAUGUACUUGGAGUGUUUUUGAAAAUUGUUAUUAGGGUAAAUAGAGAUACAUUCGCACCUCUAGUCGUAUCAACACUCUUUAUCCUACUGACAUCGAUACUAGCGCAUUGCGCUCGACGUCUGGUGCAGAAUAUCGUGAAAGAUCCCUUCGUCAGAUUACUCUUUGAGGAGGCAAUAGCAGCAGCUGAAUUAUGUGGCUGUUGCUUUGAGUUGAUAGUCGUUGCUGACAACUUUGGUGUAGCCACAUACGCGGUUUACCUUUUCGCACUCACUAUCUGGUGGUCUCUGAACUGGGGAGACGCAACAGCCUGCCCCUAUACACACAUUGAAGAUGUUAUUGAAGGUCGAGGGGAUGUUCGCAAAGCCAUACUCAAGAUUUGGGCGGAGUUGGGCGGCGGCAUGCUUGUGUUCAAGUACGUGCAAAUGUAUUGGGCGCUAGAGAUCUCUGACACGCACAAGGACAAGGCUGUGGAGGACUGUUCGGCUGAUCUACAGGUGCCCGUGUUAUUUGGCGCCUUGGUGGAGGGCAUAGCGACAUGUUUAUGCAGACUGGCAUCGAGGGCCUUGGGUGAUCUAAAUCCUAGAUUUGCCACCGCAAUCGACGCCUUUAUUGGCACCUCACUAGUUGUAGCCGGGUCACUGUAUAGAAACACGAUUUUGACCUACAACUAUCAAGAUAAUCCGAAUGCCGACAUCUACUUGUCAAUUUCAUGCAAAGUUCAUUUAGGAAGAGCUUUCGACUAUUCCGGUGGCUACUUCAAUCCUGUGCUAGCAACGUCACUGAAAGCCGGUUGCCAUGGACAUUCGCUGUCAGAAUUCGCCACUGUCUACUGGGCUGGCGCGUGCGCUGGUUCUAUUGUCUCUGUUUACCUGUACAAACUUCCAAUAAUUCAGGAGUACGUUCGAGGAACGACCGAGGUCAAUGGAGACAGUAUCUGGGCUGGAAAAGAAGAUUAAAAUGGUUUUAUAUUGUCGAUUAUAAUUGUUAUAAUGAAUCACCCAUCCUAAAUGUAUACAAGGGCACAGUUUUUCAAUUUUGUAAUAUUAUUCAGUUACUAAACAAGCCCUCUAUUUUGCUCCGCGGUCUACGCGAUCCAAAGAGAGUCUUGGUCUCCGAAACGAAAAA
Pieris napi is the source of this 1321-nucleotide messenger RNA. RefSeq names its product aquaporin-11 (gene AQP). The transcript is spliced from 8 exons. Gene Ontology annotation, cellular component: cytoplasm. The coding region runs from base 181 to 1152 and encodes 323 amino acids. NCBI's taxonomy places the organism in Eukaryota, Metazoa, Arthropoda, Insecta, Lepidoptera, Pieridae. Gene Ontology annotation, molecular function: channel activity. The record is from RefSeq and is a predicted model, not a curated record.